Impatiens glandulifera is the source of this 2205-nucleotide messenger RNA. Its product is annotated as ABC transporter G family member 14-like. Bases 75 to 2024 code for a protein of 649 amino acids. Lineage: Eukaryota; Viridiplantae; Streptophyta; Magnoliopsida; Ericales; Balsaminaceae. The transcript is spliced from 6 exons. Gene Ontology annotation, cellular component: membrane. The record is from RefSeq and is a predicted model, not a curated record. Gene Ontology annotation, molecular function: ATP binding; ATP hydrolysis activity; ABC-type transporter activity.
CACUUCACUUUAAAAACCCAAGUUAAAAUCAACUGUCUUAACUUCUCUCUUCUUCACUCUCACUUCCAAAAUCAAUGGCCCUUCUUCAUAAUAGUACAUCUCCAAAACCAGAAGAAACAGACACUGCCAUGGCAGAAUUACCAAAAGCUUCUUCAGACAACAAUUUCCCUCAAUCCCUUCUUCAACUCUCUUUAUUCCCAAUCCUACUCAAGUUUGAAGAAGUAGUUUACAAAGUGAAAUUAGACAAGACAAAAGGGGUUUGUUAUGGAACUAACGCAGGAACAAGUUCAGACAAGACAAUAUUAAAUGGUCUUAGUGGUAUGGUUUGUCCAGGUGAGUUACUUGCAAUGCUUGGUCCAUCAGGAAGUGGAAAAACUACUCUUUUAACUGCCCUAGGCGGCCGACUUACCGGAAAAUUAUCCGGCAAGAUAACAUACAACGGUCUUCCUUUCUCUGGAGCAAUCAAACGCCGGACAGGGUUUGUGGCGCAGUACGAUGUUCUUUACCCACAUCUGACGGUUUUCGAGACACUGUUUUUUACUGCACUAUUGAGGCUACCCAAUACAUUAACUGAUGAUGAGAAAGUCCAGCAUGUGGAAAAGGUUAUUGGCGAAUUAGGCUUGGGAAAGUGUCGAAACAGUAUGAUAGGGGGGCCAUUAUUUAGGGGAAUAUCAGGUGGUGAAAAGAAAAGGGUAAGUAUAGGUCAAGAGAUGCUUAUUAACCCAAGCCUAUUACUUCUAGACGAACCCACAUCAGGUUUAGACUCAACAACAGCCAUGAGGAUUAUGACCACGGUUAAACGGCUAGCGAGUAGCGGUCGCACGGUUGUGACCACCAUUCACCAGCCGUCGAGUCGCCUUUACCAUAUGUUUAAUAAGGUUGUGCUACUUUCAGAAGGUUCUCCUAUUUAUUAUGGUCCAGCAUCAACUGCUCUGGAAUAUUUCUCAUCCAUUGGAUUCUCAACUUCUAUUACUGUCAAUCCUGCUGAUCUUUUGCUUGAUCUUGCUAAUGGAAUUGAGCCAAGUGACUCAAAGAUUGCAAUAGAUCUAGGCGAUAGCUCGGAGCAAGAGAAGAAGGCGGUUCAAGAUGUCCUCAUUUCAUCAUAUGACAAGAAUAUCUCCACCAUAUUGAAAGUUGAACUAUGUUCUUCAGAUGUUAACAACUUUACCUAUGGAAAAGAUGCAACUACAAGGAAUAAAGUGAAUGUGGAACAAUGGUGUACAAGUUGGGGGUAUCAAUUUAAGGUGUUGUUGAUGAGGGGACUUCGAGAGAGAAGAUACGAAGCCUUUAAUCGGCUUCGUAUCUUUCAGGUGACAAGUGUUGCUAUACUUGGUGGACUAUUAUGGUGGCAGACCCCAAUAUCACAUAUUGAAGAUCAGAUUGCCAUGCUUUUCUUCUUCUCCGUCUUUUGGGGCUUCUACCCUCUAUACAACGCGGUCUUCACCUUCCCCCAAGAACGAAGCAUGUUAAUCAAAGAACGAUCAUCGGGAAUGUACCGACUAUCAUCCUAUUUCCUAGCCAAGACCGUCGGAGACCUCCCACUCGAGCUAGCCCUUCCAACCGCCUUCACGUUCAUUCUCUACUGGAUGGGAGGCCUCAAACCAAGCCCUCUCACAUUUGCUCUUUCCCUCCUCAUCGUCCUCUAUAGUGUCCUCGUGUCUCAAAGCCUUGGCUUAGCCUUUGGAGCCAUCCUAAUGGACGUUAAGAAAGCAACAACACUCGGUUCCGUGACAACGUUGGUCUUUCUCAUCGCGGGCGGUUACUAUGUCCGACAAAUACCUCCUUUCAUCGUUUGGUUGAAAUAUCUGAGUUACAGUUACUACUGUUAUAAGCUACUUCUCGGUGUUCAAUAUAGUGAGGACGAGGUUUACGAGUGCUCGAAAGGGGAAUAUUGUCGAGUUGCGGAUUUUCCAGCAGUGAGCUCGGUUGGGUUGAGCCAUAUGUGGUUGGAUGUUGCGGUUAUGGCCCUUAUGCUUAUUGGUUAUAGAUUUCUUGCUUAUCUUGCAUUAAAUAGGGUAAGGUGAUUUAAAAAUAUGUUUUUGAGGGAAAUAGAGAUUUUGUGAGAUGAUAAAAGGUCUGAUUUCAGGUAAUUUCUGAUUCUCCAAAAAGAGGAAUAACAGAAUCAAAAUGUAGAUUAAUUUAGAUGUCAAUAAGGCAUAUCAUGUUUUCAUCUCCCACUUUGAUAAUAGAGUGAGUUUUUUUUUU